Molecule: messenger RNA, 1634 nt
Organism: Glycine soja
Lineage: Eukaryota; Viridiplantae; Streptophyta; Magnoliopsida; Fabales; Fabaceae
Product: formamidase-like
Exons: 7
Coding region: 143-1501 (452 amino acids)
Molecular function (GO): hydrolase activity, acting on carbon-nitrogen (but not peptide) bonds, in linear amides
Source: RefSeq, a predicted model, not a curated record
UUAUAUGAGCCAAAUGAAUGCACGCCUUUCAUCGGUGACCAAAGUGUGAUCCAUCCACAAGUGGAAAACCGAUCCCUUUCCUCACAGUAAUGCUACUCUAAUUAACACUGUCUAUCUAGAGUGUUUGUCCGAUCCAUGACCCAUGGCGCCAGCAACUCCAAGAUUUGUUGUGCCAAUAGACUUGAAGAAGAAUCCAUGGGAACAAAACGCUCCUCUCCAUAACCGAUGGCACCCUCACAUACCGCACGUGGCGGCUGUUAAUACCGGUGAAGUCUUCAGGGUAGAGAUGGUAGAUUGGACAGGAGGUGCUAUUAAAGACAACGAUUCAGCACUAGACAUAAAAUUUCUAGACCUCUCAACUGUCCAUUAUCUUAGUGGGCCAAUCAGAAUUCUGGAUAAUGAUGGGGUCCCAGCCCAGCCUGGAGAUCUGCUUGCUGUUGAAAUAUGCAACUUAGGUCCUCUACCAGGAGAUGAAUGGGGUUUUACAGCAACAUUUGACAGAGAAAAUGGUGGUGGCUUCUUGACAGACCAUUUUCCUUGUGCCACAAAAGCUAUAUGGUACUUUGAGGGAAUAUAUGCUCAUUCGCCUCAGAUACCAGGAGUACGAUUUCCAGGUUUAACACACCCCGGGAUAAUUGGAACUGCACCAUCGAUGGAACUCCUGAACAUAUGGAAUGAAAGGGAGAGAGAUGUGGAAGAAAAUGGCAUUAAGUCUUUCAAACUUUGUGAGGUCUUGCAUUCACGACCCUUGGCAAGCUUACCCUUAACAAAAAGUUGUCUCCUUGGAAAGAUUCGAAAAGGCACUAGUGAAUGGGAUAAGAUUGCAAAGGAAGCCGCAAGAACAAUACCAGGACGAGAAAACGGUGGAAAUUGUGACAUAAAAAACCUUAGCAGAGGUGCCAAGGUAUACCUUCCAGUUUUUGUAGAAGGAGCAAAUCUCAGCACUGGAGACAUGCAUUUUUCACAGGGUGAUGGCGAGGUCUCAUUUUGUGGUGCAAUAGAGAUGAGUGGUUUCCUAGAACUCAAGUGUGAAAUUAUAAGGGGUGGAAUGAAAGAGUACCUUACACCAAUGGGGCCAACUCCCCUUCAUGUCAACCCAAUAUUUGAGAUAGGUCCUGUUGAACCAAGAUUCUCAGAGUGGUUGGUUUUUGAGGGCAUCAGUGUUGAUGAAAGUGGGAGGCAACACUACCUAGAUGCAAGUGUUGCAUACAAACGAGCAGUGCUCAAUGCCAUUGACUACAUAUCCAAGUUUGGAUACUCCAAAGAACAGGUGUACCUCCUUCUGUCUUGCAUCCCUUGUGAAGGAAGAAUAUCUGGAAUAGUCGAUGCCCCCAAUGCUGUAGCAACUCUGGCCAUUCCAACAACUAUAUUUGACCAGGAUAUUCGUCCUAAAAAUAACAAGGUGCCAGUUGGACCCCGCCUUGUAAGGAAACCAGAUGUCUUCAAAUGCACUUAUGACGGGAACUUGCCCAUUACAAGGAAUCCAAGUGCCACGUCAUGAUUCAUAUGAAUUGCACAACAUAAAAUUAAGUAAUUGAAUACACGUGGUUAAUGUAAUGGAAUUAAAAUUGAAUCGUUCGAGUAUUACCGAGUUUAAUCUUUAGCAAAAAUAAUUUUUAAUCAGAUUUUACUUA